AUGGGUGUGGAUGUUUCUGGUACAGUUUUGUCAGUCCAACAGUAUCGACUUAAAAAUGAAGUGCUGGUUAAAGUAUCAUCCAGGAUCUCUCGCCAGAAUAAGUCCUAUGAACUGAUUGGGGAGGCAAUUAGGGCAACCUCCACUUAUUGGUUCGCUACUGAUGCAACACGGUUGUUUAUCUCUUCUCUGAUACACAGAGCGCAGGGAAUUCUGGAUCAAGAUAAGUGCUUAGACAACUUUGAUGCUAAUAAUGUCGUCGUGACAAAUAAAGGAGAGGCCAAGUUCCGACAUGUGAAAAUCAUUGAAAAGAUUUAUCAAGCUCGAAGACAAAUGUAUACUUGCAUUGUUAAUGUCAUCAGAGGUUAUUUUGAUGGGUAUCAAAUUCCUGAAGAUAUGCAGGAUUUGAUUAAUUUGAUGAGUACACAACAAAAAGAUCUUCUCUACCAAAUAAGCCCAGCACUCUUACUUCGCCAUCAAAGAUCAGAUCGAUAUACUCGACUCUAUGAGUAUGUCAAAUACAAAGUGGGCACUUUUCAGAAGGAGCUCAUACUCGAGAAGUUGCUUCAAUUGCCAUGGGUGCUCCAAUGGAAGAGCAAGGUGCCGCAGAACAAUGUACUUAAGGAAACUUUUGACUUCAUUCCGGGUAGCUAUGACCUGAAGCGCCCGACGGAUGAGCAUAAUAAUCCAACAACUCCGUGGACUGAACGCGAACAGAAGCUUAAGCUGGUGGAGUUAUUGCUUGAUUUUGUGAGAAAUGGAACUGCACACCGAUCCCAAAGGAAAACCAAAGUCGAUCCAGAUCAGUUUGAAACCAUCAUUAUGGUUUUUUACCUCAUGCUACUUCCCAAGUUGCAAGAAGCUGUUUAUGAUGUGGCAGGAAAGCCUGCUCUUGUAUAUUUGGGAUUGGCCUAG
Molecule: messenger RNA, 912 nt
Organism: Triticum turgidum subsp. durum (durum wheat)
Lineage: Eukaryota; Viridiplantae; Streptophyta; Magnoliopsida; Poales; Poaceae
Source: the annotation of a GenBank genome assembly